AUGAACCCUCACCAGAAGAACAAGGUCGACGUCAAGUCACUCACUCCCGAGGAGCAGCGCCUUUUCCGCCUCUAUGGCAAGCUGCCCUCCCGAUCCGACCACUUCGCCAAGCAUCUCAAGGAUCGCAAGUACUUCGACUCUGGGGACUAUGCCAUGUCCAAGGCCGGUAAGGGCGACGGCGUCGACGCUGGUGCUGUCGGAUCUCAACACCCCGUCCCCGAGAACAUUCCCCACCUCUCCUCCCCGGUGAACGGCUCCUCAGCCAGCGUCCCCAAGCACCACGGCUCCGUCCCUGGCAUCCAAGCCGGCAGUCCUAUCAAGGAGAGCAGCUUUCUGAAGAGCGAGACCAGCGCCGAGGAGACACAGGGAGAUAACGCCGCCCAGCCCCAGGAUACAGACGCCGUUGCACCCGAGCCUGUUGCCGCCGGCGGCGAGGGCAUCCCCAUCCGAAGAUAG
Molecule: messenger RNA, 456 nt
Organism: Fusarium coffeatum
Lineage: Eukaryota; Fungi; Ascomycota; Sordariomycetes; Hypocreales; Nectriaceae
Exons: 2
Coding region: 1-456 (151 amino acids)
Cellular component (GO): cytoplasm
Molecular function (GO): protein phosphatase inhibitor activity
Source: RefSeq, a predicted model, not a curated record